Messenger RNA from Hypomesus transpacificus, 1114 nucleotides. RefSeq names its product histone H2B. NCBI's taxonomy places the organism in Eukaryota, Metazoa, Chordata, Actinopteri, Osmeriformes, Osmeridae. Bases 557 to 931 code for a protein of 124 amino acids. Gene Ontology annotation, cellular component: nucleosome. The transcript has a single exon. The record is from RefSeq and is a predicted model, not a curated record. Gene Ontology annotation, molecular function: protein heterodimerization activity; DNA binding; structural constituent of chromatin.
CAGUGUGUACAGCGCUAGGAUUGUGGUCGGACACGUUUAGUGAGGCUUGAUUUCGUUUGUAAGGAUGGCAUUUGCGACAUUGAGCAGCAGUUAAACGAGGCUCCUAUUCCGAGUGAAGUGGCAAAUGAUAGUAAUUGGAACAAUGCAGUUUUUACAGUAGAAUUUAGUGUAGCUAGUAAAUGUGUAUAAUUUAACUACACGUUCGACAUAUAAAUACCCUAUCUGACCUUUGAAAGGAAACACACGUUGGUUGAAACCGAUCCGUAACAAAACAUGAGACAGUGGCAAACUUUUGAUGGUUAACAAAAUGGAUACUUUUGGGUGGCAAGCGCAUGUCGUCCGCAAGGAUGCACGCAUGCGCUGGAGGGAUGCCAACAAAAUCCACCGGGAAAAGAGAAGUAGAGGAGGCAAAUAAUCAGGCGCACGCGCGUUUCACUGCGUCAACGCCUCGUAGUACCGGGAGGUGUGCGUCAAUUUUUGCAUCCCACCCCCCAUAUAUACGGGGAAGCGACAGCAUUGCAACUCAUUCGUUCCUGAACAGAAACGAGACGUCAACAUGCCUGAGCCAGCGAAGUCAGCGCCCAAGAAGGGCUCCAAGAAAGCCGUCUCCAAGACUGCUGCGAAGGGAGGUAAGAAGCGCAGGAAGUCAAGGAAAGAGAGCUAUGCCAUCUACGUGUACAAAGUACUGAAACAGGUCCACCCCGAUACCGGUAUAUCGUCCAAGGCCAUGGGAAUCAUGAAUUCCUUUGUUAACGACAUUUUCGAGCGUAUCGCCGGAGAGUCUUCCCGCUUGGCCCACUACAACAAGCGUUCAACUAUCACCUCCAGGGAGAUCCAGACCGCCGUCCGCCUGCUGCUUCCCGGUGAGCUGGCUAAGCACGCCGUGUCCGAAGGUACCAAGGCUGUGACGAAGUACACCAGCUCUAAGUAAACGGGUGCUAUAUGACACCACUGUACCCCAAAGGCUCUUUUAAGAGCCACCCACACAACUUUAAAAUGCCAAUUUCCAUUUGCGCCUUUCAAGGGUAUGACAGACCAGAAGCAACUUGCUAUGGUAUCUGCGAACAGAUAUUAGUUUCCUAGCUCUUGGUCAGUACAAAUGCAUUGCCAAAUC